This is a messenger RNA of Plasmodium knowlesi strain H, 1413 nucleotides long. Its product is annotated as conserved Plasmodium protein, unknown function. The record is from RefSeq and is a predicted model, not a curated record. Bases 1 to 1413 code for a protein of 470 amino acids. NCBI's taxonomy places the organism in Eukaryota, Apicomplexa, Aconoidasida, Haemosporida, Plasmodiidae. The transcript is spliced from 2 exons.
AUGAAGAGGAUCGCCAUAAGUCGUGGAGUCUUCUCAACCGUGCAGAGACGAUGCCACGACGUGCAGACUACAUGGAGAAGGCAUUAUUUCUCCUCCAUGAAAGACAUAAGCGGUUUGAAGAAUGCCAUUUUAAAUUAUGCAGACUCAGUGGAGGACUUAGUUCAGAGAAGAGAAGAACAUGAGGCAAAAGUUAAAGCCAUUUUUGAGGACCACUGGAAUGGGUAUCCGGGAGAGAGCGAAAUGUUGAGCCUUUUCUUGGGGUCAUGUGAAAAAGAAAUACUAAAUGGAGAAGUGUCCAACAUAGAAAGUUAUGUUCAGGACAGACGUGCAAAUGGGAAGAACAUUAACUUGUCAAAAGGAAAAGAAGGACAGUUUUUGCAUAGAACAAAGUUACUUAGAAUAUUAACCACCUGUGGAAUUAGAGUAUCACCAAAAGUAUUGCUCUACUACGUCCUUGAGGCAGUGACGCAACUGAAAACACAUCUAGAAGAACACAAGUUUAACAUAAUUAAAGAUGAUGCUGUAACGAAGAGGGAAAAUUAUGUGCGCAUUAAUAGUUACUACUACGAUAAGGAAAAGGUACAUGUGCCUUUCAUGCCUUUGUACAAGGCGCUAAGCAACGUACUGUACAGCGUAAGUGAAAGCAGGAUUGAAUCUGUAGAGACAUAUGAACAUUUGAAGGAUCAGGUUAUCCAGAAUUAUAUGAAUAUAGAAGAUGUUGUGAGGAAGGCACCAGCGUUUCUUAACAUUAGUGUGUUCUUCUUCCUCGUCAAUUCUUACAUUUAUUUGGGGAAAAAUAUAAAAAUAAAAAACCUUUGCAUAGAUGUACUGAACCCGUAUGUAAGUGCUAUUUCGGAGGAUGAAAUGAACAUUUCUUCGGAUGACACCUUUUACCUAAUUUUGGCAUUACGCCUUUACUUUAGUAGCUUGUCCUACAAUUCAGACGCUCUAAAUCAGCUAAAUAUCUACAACAAACAGUUCGUCUCUUCCAUAUUAUCUUUACCCAACCAUUCGGAUGGGGUUUACACUGAUCAGAACGAAAAAUACGCUUACAUAACGGAGUUCCUUAAUAGACAAGACAAAGCCGUCGAACUGAAGAAGGUGCACAUCCCUCCAUUCAAUUAUUCCUUGACAUCUUUGAAGAACCAAACGCUUUAUAUUUUGGACUCAGCUCGGAAGUACUAUGCUAAUGAGGCGUCCACCCUGCGCAGUUGCGUCUUCUGGAGGUACUACCUCGCCGCGAAGGACGGAUUCACCCUUGUACGUCUAUGCCAGAAGGAGGAUUACAACGAUUUGUUCACUGAGAGCAAGCGGGACGAAGUUUUGCAGGCAUCUAUCAGUCAGCAUUACUUAUACGAUUGCGACCAGUUGGUUCGCCCACCCGGGAAGAAGAAUGGGGAAGUUAAAGGUUAG